Molecule: messenger RNA, 201 nt
Organism: Amoebophrya sp. A120
Lineage: Eukaryota; Dinophyceae; Syndiniales; Amoebophryaceae
Source: the annotation of a GenBank genome assembly
CCAUUUUCGCUGGGACGUGUUUGCGAUCGAGAUCCUGGAGAACGCAAAAAGUAAAAGGCCACUUUCUGAUGGGUCCCUGAACAACGGAGUAUGUACAACAGAGGAAGAUCAUUAUGCAGCGUCUAGGGCUCGUCCUCUUCUCACGACAUCCUCGUUGAGCGUAAUUCCUUUUUCCUACGACAAUAAGCCCAAAAUCUUCCC